Molecule: messenger RNA, 1793 nt
Organism: Aspergillus candidus
Lineage: Eukaryota; Fungi; Ascomycota; Eurotiomycetes; Eurotiales; Aspergillaceae
Exons: 1
Coding region: 41-1684 (547 amino acids)
Source: RefSeq, a predicted model, not a curated record
CGAUAAUGCACCCCACAGAAACAACACCAAUUAUGCCAAAAUGCGUCUCGCUGUGCUUAUUCUCCCCGCCCUAGUGCUCACCACCUGGGCGGAGCCCCGUCUCGAUCGAGAGAAGGUCGUGAAAGCCUCCGAGGGCGUGCAGGACAUUGCCAGGCUGUUCUUGUCCAAACACCCAGCUCUACGAGAUUAUUUUCUUGCUCAGAAUAAGGCUCCCCAUGAAAAACGAAACCCAGCCUUUGAGAUCCCCCCCGGCACGUCGGCCAACCCCAUCGAGAAUAUCGGGAACUUGCUGAGGGGUAUUACGGGGCUCCUGUCACCGACAUUUCUCCGCGAUGUAGAAGAUAGCGUGCAUGCGCUGGGCAAGCUGGCGGAACAGCCGUCACCGGAUCAGACGAAGAAGCUCGUGCGAUUGGCGUCGCGCUUGAAGGAUCAGGGCUUGGUGGAUGAUGCGAUGACGCUGCUGGAUAAUGCAUCGAACCUGCUUACCCCGGAUUUUGUGGAUACCGUCGUCGAUCUGGUGAAGAAUGUGGGUCCGCUCGUUACAAACGCCAAUGUCGAUCGGAUUAAGAAACUGCUGCACAACGCAGGCUUGUUGCUCACGCCACAGUUUAAUGAUGAUACGCGUCUGCUGCUUCAUAAUGUGGAGAAGGCUCUUCCGGUGGAGCACAUAGCUGCGUUGAAGGUUGUGUUGGCUGGAGCCAAUGAUCUGCUCGAUCAGGGAGGCGUGGACCGGCUACAGGAGCUGUUGAAAAAUGGGAAGGAGCUGCUGACUCCGGAGAUGAGCAAGAGUAUUCAUGAACUGAUUAGGAAUGCUGGUUUGCUGGCGACGUCGGAAACGUUAGACGCCGUCGACAAUCUGCUGCAUGCCGCGUCACAGCUGCUAACUGCCGAUAUGGCCAAGAAGGUAUCGGCUGUCAUGGACGGCGUGGACGACUUCAACCUCGAUCUAUUGCAGCGCGUGCCGGGUAUGCUCGACAAUGCGGCGGAUUUGCUGACGCCAGACGGGGUCCGACAGAUCAGUGGCUUGCUAUCUAAUGCUGGAGUCCUGGUGGAUAGUAACGCGCUGGAGAAGGUCGGCCCAUUGCUCCAGAACGGUGCUAGCCUUCUCACGCCGAACAUGACGGACGAUAUCAAAAAGCUGAUUGCUAUCGCUGGCGAGGCUGAUAUUAAGAGCAUGCUGAAUCAAGCCCUGCCCAUGCUAGAUGUGGCCGCGCGAUUACUCGAGAAAGACUCCGUGAAAGAAAUCCAUAGUCUUUUAAAGAAUGGAGGCCAGCUGCUCACUCCGGAUGGGGUGCAUAUUAUCCGCGGAAUGAUCGACACGCUCUCGUCGGGCGUCACACCACGGCUGCUCGAGCAGGUGCAGGAUCUACUGGCUACCGCCCAGCGGCUGCUGACGUCGGAGAUGACAGACCAUAUCAGGGAUCUGAUUGGAAACGUUUCUGUGGCGCUGCCACCACAGACCCUGCAGAGAAUUCCGUCGCUGCUAGGUAAUGUGGGCGACCUUCUCACUGAACAACGCGUUGAAGAUAUCACUGGAUUGGUGGACAACGUAUCUCCAGUUGUUACGCCCGAGUUGAUGGACCGUGUGCAGGGACUGUUGAGUAACGGGGCGAAACUGCUAACCGAGGAACGGGUGGAAAAGAUGGGGGUGUUAAUAGGGCACGCUUCCAAGGUAAGUCUAUAGUAUAUCUGGACGAUGUCAAUACUGACAGUAUUAGCUGGUUGGACAACUCAUCGAGCUCCUGCGUACCGUCCCGUAUAUCAAGAUCGAGAUUCCGGAUGUUGGGGGCCUG